AUGCAUCUGGUAUGUAUCUUGGAAUGUAUAUACGUCACUGUAGGCAUGGGAGAAAGAAGAAGCGCUAUGCGCAAAACGACAAAACGUAUUCACAACACCCACAUGUCCUUUUCAGAUCGCACAAAAGCCUUUGGUUCAUGGCUUCGAGAGAACAACGUAGAGCUCUCACUGAAAGUUGAAAUUUCAGAUUGGCGCUCCCAUGGUCAGGGCCGUGCAGUUGUGGCUUCAAAAGAUAUAGAGCCAGAUGAAGAGCUUUUCAAAUUGCCUCGCACUGUGCUUCUAGGGGUGGAAAACUGUUCGUUGGUACGGGAUAAGGAAGAUUCGCUCGAGAAACUUUUAGACUUGACUCAAUGGGAGGCGUUGAUUAUAGUGCUCUUGUACGAGUGGCUUGUAAAGAAAGAUGCGAGUACUUGGAAGAGCUAUUUUGAUAUACUUCCUAUCAAUGACCCGGAAAAUUACCGAUUCAACCAGUUGAUGUUCUGGUCAGAAGAAGAAAUUGAAUGGUUAAAGCCAUCCCUAAUCACAAACCGUGUCGGUAAGGAAGCUGCUGUACAAAUGUACGAAAAGUUAUUUCCUACUGUCGCAGCACAAGUGCUUGGUCUGGAUGAAUUGGCAGAGGUAACUUUCGAACAGUUUUCCCUCAUUGCUACUUUAAUCAUGUCCUACUCUUUCGAUGUGGAACUUCCCAAGAAUGAUCAGACAAACCCGGAUGGUGAACAUGACGAUGAUGAAGAUGAAGAUGAAGACGACGACGAAAAUGACGACGAGUCUACUCCGAUAAGGGGAAGUCGCUAUUUCAAAUGUAUGGUUCCCCUUGCUGAUACCUUAAAUGCUGAUACGCACAAACAUAAUGCUAGUUUGAUGUAUACCUCACUGUCUUUGGUGAUGCGGAGCAUAAAACCGAUUGCCGCUGGUGAACAAAUCUAUAAUACUUAUUCUGAGCACCCCAAUGCUGAAAUCUUGAGGAGGUAUGGUUAUGUGGAACAAAAGGGAUCUGCUCAUGACUUUGCAGAAAUCCCAUUGAGUAAAGUGAAAACUUACUUUAGUGAGAACACUUCACUUUCUUUGGAGACUGUGGAAGAUAUCCUUAAUGUUCUAAGGGAGGUUAGCGAAGAAGAUGGCGAACUGUACUUGGUCGAUUCUUAUGAUUUAUUCGCCAGCGGAGAAGUCAUUUCCGAACUUACAUUCUUAGUUCAGCUCCUAACUUUAAUGGCCAGCAUAAACGACCAAAAAACAUUCAACACUGCAAGUGUGGAUGUUAAAAGUAGAGGAGUUAGACGUGUACUAAAAAAGUGCUACCAGCUACUUGAGGGUGGAAAACUCACUAAGGGUUUUAUUGUCCAUUAUCAAAAUCUCUUAAAAGCAAGACUUAAAGAAUAUCCUAAGCUGGCAUCGAAGGAAUUUCCGGAGGAAAAGCCGGACCUCUCUAGACAAGAAAUGGCCACAAUUGUGCUAAUCUCAGAAUACAAAUCUUUGCUCAAUUGCCUAGAUACAGACAAAGUCUAUGGCCAAGGCGAAACUGUUUUUACAAUUAUCGAUGAUGGAAAGAUCUUGCGAAACAUCAUGAAGAAAGAUGUCUUCGAGGGGGGUGACGACCAGGUUAGAAAGAAACAGAAAUUUACAUAA
This is a messenger RNA of Clavispora lusitaniae ATCC 42720, 1626 nucleotides long. RefSeq names its product ribosomal lysine N-methyltransferase (gene RMS1). Gene Ontology annotation, cellular component: nucleus. Lineage: Eukaryota; Fungi; Ascomycota; Pichiomycetes; Serinales; Metschnikowiaceae. The record is from RefSeq and is a predicted model, not a curated record. Gene Ontology annotation, biological process: peptidyl-lysine monomethylation. Gene Ontology annotation, molecular function: protein-lysine N-methyltransferase activity; protein binding.